CCGAACCGAGACCCGAUAGUGCGAACGCCAAAUGCUCAAACUCGAAACCCUUCUCUCUGUAAACGAUCCACACAUUUUCAAAAACUCGCUCGUAAGUCGCAACGACUCUUCAUCCGUCUCUGCUAUGCUCCACUGUGCUAGAUAGAUCUUCACCAUUAUUCUCAUUUUGCUGCUAGGUACUCUCUCCCUCUUCUUUUCCCUUUCCCUCUUCGUUUCUGGAUUUGAUUCUUCAAAAGUUUAUUCUCAAGGCCUAGACAUUUUUCAUUGAAGGCAAUGGGAGAAACCCUAGAACACCUCUCUCAAUGCUUCCUUCAAACCCUAUCUCCCAAUCCUGAGCCUCGUCGCAGGGCUGAGGCUUCCCUUGUUGAGAUGGCCGACAAGCCCAACUACGGCGUCACUGUCCUCCGCCUUGUUGCGGAACCCUCCGUGGAUGAACAGAUACGUCAGGCUGCCGCUGUUAACUUCAAGAACCAUCUCCGUACCAGGUGGGCUCCCGCUCCCCCAUCAGACGCCAAAAGCUAUGCUCCGGAACUAUCCCCGAUUCCGGACCACGAGAAGGAGCAGAUUAAAACCCUAAUUGUCCCUCUCAUGCUUUCAUCGACUCCACGUAUUCAGAGCCAGCUUAGCGAAGCCCUUGCUUUGAUCGGCAAGCAUGAUUUCCCCAAAUCAUGGCCUAGUCUACUACCGGAGCUUGUCGCGAACCUCCGACAGGCCACUGAUUAUGCCUCCAUCAACGGCAUCCUCGGUACCGCUAACUCUAUCUUCAAAAAAUUUCGGUACCAAUACAAGACCAAUGACCUUCUUCUUGAUCUCAAAUACUGCCUUGAUGGUUUUGCUGCACCUCUACUCGAAAUUUUCCUCCGAAAUGCUUCUCUUAUUGAUUCCUCUGCUAGCUCCGGUGGUACGGCGAUGUCCCUUCGCCCAUUGCUGGAGUCACAACGGCUUUGCUGUAGGAUCUUUUACUCUCUCAACUUUCAAGAACUUCCGGAGUUCUUUGAAGACCAUAUGAAUGAGUGGAUGACUGAGUUUCGAAAGUAUCUUACAGCCACUUACCCGGCUCUUGAAGGUGGUGGUGGUGAUGGGCUUGCGCUUGUUGAUGAGCUCCGGGCAGCUGUCUGUGAGAACAUUAACCUUUACAUGGAGAAGAACGAGGAGGAAUUUCAAGGGUAUUUGAAAGAUUUUGCCUUUGCCGUCUGGAGCCUCCUUGUUACUGCCUCUGCUUCCUCUAGUCGUGAUCGGUUAACUGUUAUGGCAAUCCGAUUCUUGACCACAGUUAGCACAAGUGUCCACCAUACUUUGUUUGCUGGUGCUGAUGUCCUAGAACAGAUCUGUCAGAGCAUUGUGAUCCCCAAUGUACGACUGAGAGAUGAGGAUGAGGAGCUCUUUGAGAUGAAUUAUGUUGAGUUUAUCAGGAGGGAUAUGGAAGGGAGUGAUAUUGACACUCGGAGAAGGAUUGCCUGUGAGCUUCUGAAAGGGAUUGCUACCAAUUACAAGGAUCAGGUAACUGCCAUAAUUUCUGUUCAGAUACAAAACAUGUUGGCCAGCUUUGCUCAAAAUCCAGCUGCAAAUUGGAAGGAUAAAGAUUGUGCUAUAUUCUUGGUUGUCUCCCUUGCUACCAAAAAGGCUAAGGGUAGUUCAGUAUCGACAGAUCUUGUUGAUGUGCACAGCUUCUUUGGAUCAGUCAUUGUCUCUGAGUUGCAAAGCCAGGAUGUUAACAGUUUCCCCAUGCUAAAGGCAGGGGCUUUAAAGUUUUUUACAAUGUUUCGGAAUCAGAUUCCAAAGGAAGUUGCGAUUGCUUUAGUUCCUCAUGUGGUACGUUUUCUGGGUUCUGAAUCAAAUGUUGUUCACUCUUAUGCUGCUAGUUGUAUUGAGAAGCUUUUGCUGGUUAAGGAUGAGGUAGGAAGGCCGAGGUAUACUUCGUUAGAUAUUAACCCGUUUCUUUUGGUUCUGAUGAAUAACCUCUUUAAUGCGUUGAGAUUUCGAGAAUCUGAAGAUAAUCCUUACAUAAUGAAGUGUAUAAUGCGGGUUCUAGGGGUUGCAGACAUUUCUGGUGAGGUUGCUGGAGCUUGUAUUGCUGGUCUGACAUCCAUUUUGACUGAGGUUUGCAAGAACCCGAAGAACCCUAUUUUCAAUCAUUAUUUGUUUGAGGCAGUUGCUGGUUUGGUUAGACGGGCUUGUGAGAAGGACCCUUCUCUGAUAUCAGCAUUUGAAGCAAGCCUUUUCCCCAUCCUCCAGACCAUCUUGGUCAACGAUGUAACUGAGUUCUGGCCCUAUGCAUUCCAGCUCCUGGCCCAACUUGUUGAGCUCAAUAGACCACCCUUCUCAGAAAACUACAUGCAUAUUUUUAAGCUUCUACUCCAGCCUGAAACCUGGCAGAGAUCUGCAAAUGCUCCAGCACUUGUGAGACUGCUUCAGGCCUUCCUUCAGAAGACACCUCAUGAAGUGACUCAAGAUGGUAGGCUGAGUGAAGUUCUUGGGAUAUUUAGCAAACUUGUGUCGGUCUCUAGCACAGAAGACCUUGGAUUCUAUGUGCUCAACACUGUUAUAGAGAAUCUGGGGAAUGAUGUGAUUGCACCCUUUGUGACCCACAUAUGGGCUGCACUUUUUACGCGGCUGCAGAAUCAUCGAACAGGGAAAUUUGUGAAGUCUUUGGUUAUCUUCAUGUCCCUGUUCUUGGUCAAGCAUGGGCCUGUGACCUUGGUGGAUUCAAUGAAUGUUGUUCAGCCUAACAUAUUUGUUGUCAUCCUUGAGCAAUUCUGGAUACCCCAUCUUAAGUUGAUUACGGGAACCAUUGAAUUGAAAUUGACUUCAGUUGCUUCCACCAAGCUUCUUUGUGAAUCUCCAGCCCUUCUGGAUGCUUCAGCUGUUCUCCUCUGGGGAAGAUUGUUGGAUAGCAUUGUUACCCUUGUUUCACGACCAGAGCAAGAGAGGGUUGAGGAGGAACCAGAAAUUCCAGAUAUUGCAGAAGCCGUGGGCUAUACUGCUACCUUUGCCCAACUCUACAAUGCUGGGAGAAAAGAGGAAGACCCUGUGAGGGAAAUUAAUGAUCCGAAAGAAUUCUUGGUGAAGUCACUGGAAAGACUUUCUGAACUUUCUCCAGGGAAGUACCCUGACAUAAUUAAUAGAUCUCUUGAUCUAACCAAUCAAACAGCUUUGCUCCAGCUUUGCAGCACAUAUAAUUGUGCUAUAGUCUAAGAUUAUAUGCAAAUAGAGGACUUAGUUGGUUUUUGUUGCCUUCAGGGUCACCACAGAAGAACUACUUUUUAUGAGUGGAUGAUUUUGGAUCUUCUUAACUGCAGUGAGUGUUGUAGUUUUCUUUUGUAUCAAACAUGCAGCGCUUUGAUCCUGUUUCAACCGAUUUUAUGUCGACUGUCAAGUCUACGUUCCUUUUUUUUUUCCUUCUUGUUCUGUUAAAUCACCCUCAGAAGUAACUAAGGGGAAAGAAAGAGAUGAAGUUGUCGAGAGGAAUUUUGUUGAUUUUUGGCAGCCUAAACAACAGCGUAUUUUCCUUUAUGACCUUCCUCUCCAUGUUGCAGAACCCAAGUCAUACUCCUCUUGGUGAAUGCUGGUGAAUUUGCUAGUGAUUUAUAUUUUUAAGGUGACGAUGUGACUACGGAGAAUAGAGUUGUGAGCAACUUGAGGUGUAUGCAAUGUCAUAUCAUCUAUGCUGUUAAAAAGAGAAGACUCUAUUUGAUGUGUCAUAAAGAGGAAUGCCAUUUUGACCACUAAAGGUUGUAUCACACUUUUUUUUGUGGUAGAAGUAUCUGCACUCGUAAAGAAAGAAGAAAAGGCAUUUGAUUUGAA
Molecule: messenger RNA, 3804 nt
Organism: Macadamia integrifolia
Lineage: Eukaryota; Viridiplantae; Streptophyta; Magnoliopsida; Proteales; Proteaceae
Product: exportin-2-like
Exons: 2
Coding region: 274-3195 (973 amino acids)
Biological process (GO): protein export from nucleus; protein import into nucleus
Cellular component (GO): nuclear envelope; cytosol
Molecular function (GO): nuclear export signal receptor activity; small GTPase binding
Source: RefSeq, a predicted model, not a curated record